AUGGAUUGGAAGAUUUAUGAACGUAAUACGUACCAUUCGGAGAGUGAUGUUAGGCUAGCUAACAAGACAAUUACCAUAGAUACACUCGGUGACUUCUUGUCCAAAAGGAUUGACCGUUACAACAGGGAUGGCAUGAGACACUCACUUUUCGCGUUAAUUCUAUGUCAUAAACAUAAUUUUUGCCAUCUAUUAGCUGUUAAGAAUGCCAAGGGAGAAUUAUGUCUGCUGGGUGGGAAGAAGACCUUGUACAAUAGCGACAAAGAGUGCCUAAGGAGCAAAUUGCAAAAAUACAUUCGCCCACCCAAAUCGUUAAAAAACUCACUAGACAUAGCAGCUUUCGACUCACAUGUUGAAAUAGGCCAAGUGGUGGCCCAGUGGUGGAAGACUAAAGUUGACGGCCGUUAUCUGCCAUACAUCCCACCACAUGCCAGCACUUGUGUAGAGACAGCCACAAUAUUUCAGGUUACAGUGCAACCUGGCUGUAUAUUUCAAUUGCCACCUGGGCAUACUUUAGUGGCAGUAUCUCUGAUUGAUUUGAUGGAGGAAGAAUCGAUACUGUGCGGUGUGCCGCACGUUGUUUGCAGACACAAGAUAUUGUAUAUGACCCAUGCAAAUUAA
Molecule: messenger RNA, 618 nt
Organism: Babesia microti strain RI
Lineage: Eukaryota; Apicomplexa; Aconoidasida; Piroplasmida; Babesiidae
Product: Nucleotide hydrolase
Exons: 2
Coding region: 1-618 (205 amino acids)
Cellular component (GO): mRNA cleavage factor complex
Molecular function (GO): mRNA binding
Source: RefSeq, a predicted model, not a curated record